AGCACCCCCACGCAGACACUUUGGGAACCACAGCGCGCGGGGCUGCAAACCGCUCCCACAGCACGCAGAAAUAUUUCGGUGCGUCGGCGAACAAUCAACACAACUUGUUUCUCUUUCACCACUCUCUUCUUCUACUACUUUCCGCCUGCUGUCUGUCUCCUAUAGGCUUUGCCGGCGCUGAGUGUGGGGAGGGAGGGCAUUCAUUCCUUUCCGUACCCGAUCGCACCUCUCUCUCUCGCUCUCUCUCUCUCUCGCUCUCUCUCUCUCUCUUUUUCUUUUUCCUCUCCUCCCCGUACAACCUCCCGGGUUUUCAAACGCGAUGACUGUCAAGGCGAACGCGUGAGCGGAUCCCACAGGUGUGUUGUAGUUGCUGCCAACUGAGCCGCGGCUCCUGGACACUCACACAGACACACCUGGAAACUGCCACAUGACUCGGCACCUGGGCGUGGAGAAAGUCCCUGAUAUCAUACCCAGAGUCUUUUGUUGAGGAGUUGCCCGGGUCGCCUUUCAACCGGAAUUGACACAUUGGUCAACCAGGUAGCCAGUGUUUUCAUCGGAUAGUGCCUUUCUGAAACCUCUCACGGGACGUGUGAGGAGAGUAAAAUGUGAACUUGAUUACGGACUUCUUUCUUUUUCUUUUCCUUUUUUUUUUUUUACUAUUUCACCAGAGGGCUCUUCAAUAUCUGGACUGUUCGCGUUUUUGCAACUACUCGCUUCGCUGUUUUUCCUCCAAGUUUUCUCAGAUGGUUUAAACUGUCCUCUCCUGGAUGCAUGCGCCUCAUUUCAAAGAGCGUUGGAAUAUUUUUAAGAGCCCAGGCCCUUAAUGAAGCUGGGGGUCAGCAGUAGUGUGCGGCUAAUUGGCCAAAUUUGCCUUGGGCUCGGGCUGCCUGUGAUUGAAGUGUCCAGUGAGGGCCCACCGUGCAGCCGCCGCUGCACCCUGCUUUGUUCCACUCCAGCAGCCAAGACGCUCACUGCACCCCUGUCUGCCUCUCCCUAAGAUGGCAAGCUGGGUCUCCCUCCUCCUCUUUCUCUUCUGCCAGUCAGUCUCACGAGCCCAGGAGGAGAGCAGCAACGUCCUCAUCCUGGAGUUCACCACAGAGACCGCCAUCAACAAUGUGGUCCAGGACCCCCAGACUGGUCGAAUCUACCUGGGGGCUGUCAACACCAUUUUCCAGCUGGGGCCGUCGCUCCACCUGCAGGCUCGUGCCGAGACGGGCCCCAGAGAGGAUGCCCGGACCUGUACGCCUCCUGCUUCUGCCUGCCAGGACACAAAGCCCAUGCCCAACCUCAACAAGCUUCUGCUGGUCCAUCCGUCCAACGGUUCACUCAUAGUCUGCGGCAGCCGCUAUCGAGGCAUCUGCUCCCUCCUAAACCUGACCAAUGUGGAACAGCAGCUGUAUUACAGUGACAGUAAAGGAGAGAGGACUUACGUGGCUAGCAUAGAGGAUAACGUGAACGUGGUGGGCGUUAUGUCUAACUACUCAAAAGAUGGGAACGCCUUCAGUGUGUUUCUUGUUGGGAAGGGCUACGGAAGCCUCGACAGUACAAAACUCAUCAGCACACGAAUCCUUCAGGACUUCCGUGAUUGGGUCGUGUUUGAGAGCAUCAUUGAGGCAUCUACGGUUCAGACGACGCCAUUUGUUCCCAAGUACCUGCAUGACUUCCGCCUUGCCUUCAAAGAUAAUGGUUUUGUUUAUUUCCUCUUUUCAAGGACACUUGAUGGUACGGAUAAUAAAAAUCUGACCUUUGUGUCUCGUCUUUGCGAAGACGACCACCAUUACUACUCCCACACGGAGCUCCAGUUGAACUGCGGCCAAAAUAACCGAUACAACAAAGUCCAAGCUGCGUAUGUGGCCUCUCCAGGAAAAGAGCUUGCGAGGGCCAUGACUGAAUUAGGUGGGUAUGGGAAGGUCGACUACUGGAACAAAGUUCUGUUCAUGGUGGCAAGUCCAGAUGACGACCCCAGCGACUCCGCUCUCUGCAUGUACCCACUCAACUCCAUCAAUGAGCGACUGGUGGACAUCAUCAGCGCCUGCUACAGCGACUCUGGGAAAAUGUCCGGGGUCCCUGCUGUGGACAUCCCUUACUCAUCUAAAACUGACGAAUUCUGCACAUCCAAAAUUGCGAAGCAUACAUUGGCAAACUACAAGUGUGGCGCAGACUUUCUGCCUUCCCCUCUAGCCAGCAAGCCAAAAUUUGCCCUAAAGGCAAAUGCGGUGUGGACCAAACCUGGCCUUCUGACCGCCGUUGCUGUUGCUGUGGAGAAUGAUCACACCAUCGCCUUCUUGGGGAACACCCAGGGGGAGGUCUUCAAGGUACACCUGACCACGGAGCCAGACAUGUAUAGUAUGACGCCUGGCGACACCAUGGGAGAGAAGGUCAACAAGAACCUUUUCUUUGACCUCAGUCAAAGCCACCUUUACAUUACCACAGAGAAAAAGAUCACCAAGGUGCCGGUACAGACGUGCCUCCAAAAGCAAGACUGCCAAUCAUGUGUGGAAUUGAGGGACCCUUACUGUGGCUGGUGUGUCCUGGAGGGCAGGUGUACCAGGAGGUCUGAGUGCCGACGGGCAGAAGAGAAGAAUGGCUGGCUGUGGAGCCCCAGGCAGGAUUGUGUCAAGAUCGUCUCCUUCUAUCCCCCGAACCUUUCCUGUAAAAAGACUCAAAAGGUGAAGAUCAACAUCCGCUACCUUCCUGCAAUCGGGCUUGCUGACCGUCUGCGCUGCUCCAUUGAGUCUUUCAAUAGUGAGGGCAUGAUGUCUGACUCUGGUGAGGUCUCCUGCGAUCUCCCCAACCCAUUGCUUAUACCACAUACACCUGAGGACCAAGACUUUGUGGCUGUGGCGCUCAGAAUUUUCGUCAACGAGACGGUGGAGCUUGCCACGCGGGAGUUCAAGUUCUACAACUGUGCUGCCACAGUGAGGAAAUCUGAAAACACACCGUGCAUGUCCUGUGUGGCCAGUUUGUGGGGCUGCCAGUGGAACACACAUGACCACACCUGCAGCGACAUGGAUGACAGCGCGGUGGGUGCCAACAUCAUCAAGCAACGUCAGGGAGCGAACUGUCCUCGGUUUGAGAAUCCAGAUCCUGUGCUGAUCCCGGUGGGCUUCAAGACUCGUAUCAGCUUUGAGGGAAUGCAUUUGGACCUCUACCAGGCUCGUGUUUUCACCAUCGGCACUGAGCUGAUGAGAAAUGUGGAAGAGGAGGUUAAUUUUGAGGAUGGGCCGUUCUACACCUUCAGCGGCUUCGAUUUUUCUUACGACAAGUCACCGGAGACCAAUGUUCUCUUCUAUGUGAAGGACAAGGAGUCGGGCAAGAAGAUGGACAGCACACUGAACGUCACCCUGUACAACUGCUCCAUGGGGAGAGAGGACUGUAGUCUCUGUAAGAACGCAGACCCAAAGUACAGGUGUGUGUGGUGUGCCAAGCAGAAAGCGUGUGUGUACGAGAAGCUGUGCAAUCCUGACCAGCAAGGGUCCAAGGAUCUUUACAACACGGAGUGCCCCGAUCCCCAGAUCACUGAUAUCAUCCCUCGUUUCGGCCCCCUGCAGGGAGGAAUCUCCAUCACCAUCCGGGGCUCCAAUCUCGGCAUCCACAAGGAAGACAUUAAAAGCAUAAGCGUGGUCGGGGUGCCCUGUAUCCAUCGGCAGGAGAAGUACUCCGUUUCCACAAGCGUGGUGUGUGAGAUUGGCCCUGUUGACCCCAAGAACACCUGGGGCCAGGUGGAGGUGGAGGUGAAGGGGGGAAAGAGAGGAUCCUCCUCCAUUGUCUUCACCUACAGGGACCCAAUUCCAGAGAUGGUGGAACCCUCAAGAGGUCCGAAAGCUGGGGGCACCCUCAUUACAAUUUCUGGAACAUUUCUGAACACAGGCAGUAUGGAUGAUGUCCAGGUUACCAUCGGAGGGGUGGAUUGCACUGUGGAGCAAUUCGGAGAAGAGAUCACCUGCAGGACAGGGGAAUACGGAACAGAUAAGGUGCCCUCCGACCCUCUCACCAUCACAGUGAGAUAUGGAAAGAGUACCACAACAACCAUCCCAAGUGCCUUCCAAUUCUUGGAAAAUCCCAUCAUGCUAGACCACCACCCCAAAGAAAGCUUUGUCUGUGGAGGGAGAAACAUUGUGGUGAGCGGCUCCGGCUUUAACCUAAUCCAGACUGCGGUCCUGAAGGUCCAUGGAGAUAACUUUGAAGCUUUUGAGGAAGCCCACGAGAAGAACGACACAGUCAUCCAGUUUUUGUCUCCAACGGUAAACAGUUCCCUGAACCAGCCCUUUAAAACCUACAUCCAGCUUGACAACUGGGAGAAGGAACUGAAGCCCUUCGACUACCAACCUAACCCCAUCUUCAACAAGCUGACCAAGAAGGUCAUCACUGAGGCCAGCAUCAUCAUCGUCACUGGUCGAGGAUUCUCCAAAGCCAUGACGGCCAAAGAGGCUAAAGCAUUUGUGGGUGAUGUUCCCUGUCUGGUCAACACGCUUCAGGAUGACAAGCUGUUUCUGGACCCACCUUCCACCAUGCCCAGCGCUCGCUCCAGACGGCACCGCCGAGACACCCGGCCCGAGCUGCUGGACUUAAUGAUCAAGUUUGGGAAAGGGGAGUGGGUGGUCGAUUCGGUACAGUACGAGAAGAAGAAUGAUUUGUCACUCUACAUCAUCAUCCCUGCUGUCAUUGUGCCCAUGUUGCUCAUUAUCGCUAUCUCUGUCUACUGCUACAGGAGAAAGAGUCAACAGGCAGAGAGGGAGUACGAGAAGGUAAAACAUCAGCUUGAGAAUCUGGAAGAGAGCGUACGGGAUCGCUGCAAGAAAGAAUUCACAGACUUGAUGAUCGAGAUGGAGGACCACACUAACGAACUGAGCGAGGGACGAAUCCCGUUCCUGGACUAUAAAACCUACACCGACCGUGUCUUCUUCCUGCCCUCGAAAGACGGUGCCAAUGAUGUGAUGAUCACAGGAAAGCUCAACAUCCCAGAGGCUCGACGGGCCACAGUGACUCAGGCGCUCAACCAGUUCUCCAACCUCCUGAACUCAAAGACCUUCCUCAUUAAUUUUAUCCGUACCCUGGAGCGCAGUCAUGACUUCAACGCAAGGGCCAAGGUGUACUUUGCCUCCCUGCUGACCGUGGCUCUGCAUGGGAAACUAGAAUACUACACCGACAUUAUGAGAACACUGCUGCUGGAGCUGAUGGAUGAAUACGUCAACAGCAAGAACCCUAAACUCAUGCUGCGCAGGUCAGAGACUGUGGUGGAGAGGAUGCUGUGUAAUUGGAUGUCUAUCUGCCUUUACCAGUUUUUGAAGGACUCUGCAGGCGAGCCCUUGUACAAACUGUUCCGAGCCAUCAAGCACCAGAUUGAGAAAGGGCCUGUUGACGCCAGAGUGAAGAAAGCCAAGUACACCCUCAACGACACGGGCCUGUUGGGCGACGAUGUAGAGUACUCUGUCCUGACCCUGCAAGUGCUGGUGCAGGGCGAGGGUCCAGAUGUGACGCCCGUCAAGGUGCUGAGCUGUGACACCAUCUCGCAGGUGAAAGAGAAGAUCAUAGAGCAGGUGUACAGGAACCUGCCAUACUCCCAGCGGCCUAAGGUCGACAGUGUCACAUUGGAGUGGCGCCCGGGCUCAACAGGGCAGAUUUUGUCAGAUCUGGACUUAACUUCCCAGAAAGAGGGCCGGUGGAAGCGCAUCAACACUUUGGCACACUAUAACGUGCGAGAUAACGCCACAUUAGUCUUGUCAAGCGUGCUUCACAUUCAGCAGAACUAUGACCAGAACCAGGAAAACCAUGAAGAGCGGAAUGCUCUGUUGGAAGAUGACAAGGUGUUUCACUUGGUGAGGCCGGCAGACGAACUGGAUGAGAUGAAAUCUAAACGAGGAAGCAUAAAGGACAAGUCGAUGACCAAAGCCAUUACAGAGAUCUAUUUAACAAGACUCCUUUCUGUCAAGGGAACACUGCAGCAGUUUGUGGAUGACUUCUUCCGCAGCGUGCUGUGCUCUGGGGCAGUGGUGCCACCGGCUGUCAAAUAUUUUUUUGACUUCCUGGAUGAGCAGGCGCUGAAACACAACAAUGUGGAUGAGGAGACCAUCCAUAUCUGGAAGACUAAUAGCCUUCCUCUGCGGUUCUGGGUGAACAUCCUCAAGAAUCCCCACUUCACAUUUGACGUCCACGUGUCUGAAGUGGUGGACGCCUCGCUCUCUGUCAUCGCCCAGACCUUCAUGGAUGCCUGCACCAAGAGCGAGCACAAACUCAGCCGGGACUCUCCAAGUAACAAACUACUCUAUGCAAAGGAGAUCUCCACCUAUAAGAAGAUGGUGGACGAUUACUACAAGGGCAUCAGGCAGAUGGUUCCCGUCAGUGAUCAGGACAUGAACACUCAUCUGGCAGAAGUGUCACGGUCUCACACAGACAAACUGAACACACAAGUGGCUCUCCAUCAGCUUUACCAGUAUGCCAGCAAAUACUAUGAUGGGAUCAUCGCAUCCCUAGAGGAGGACCCAGCUGCCCAGAGUAAACAGCUGACCCUGCGGCUCCAGCAGAUAGCAGCCGCCCUGGAAAACAAAGUGACUGAUCUCUAACCCACCAAGUGGAGGGAGGGAGGGAGUAAGGGGAAUGGUAGGAUACCGCCAGUGACUGCAGGGGCUUAUUUCUUCUUUUAGAGAAUAAAACAUGGAAAUAAGGAAAGGUGAUAAGGGACUCAUAUUGUACAACUUGGCCUUGGGACAAUUUUCUGUGCUGUGGAGUAACAGGGACUAAUUAAAUGCAGAUAGAGAGCAAAAAAGGGAAGAGAAUGAUGGGUUACACUGUCAUUGGUACGCCUUAAAGCUCACUUGCCGAACCUUAAAGGUCUGCGCGCUCACUCUUGCUUCACUGAAUAUUGCUCCCACAAUGCAGUGCGGUAGACCUCUCACUGAGAAUUAAGCCCCUCCGUGGAGCACUGGCACAGGCGAUAAUCAGAUGUUCAAUUUCUUUCUGUGUAGAAAAGGUUUUAAGAAUUGUAUUAUAUAUUUUUUUUAUUGUGCAGUCUUUAUGCGGAAAGCUUUAUAAGGAAAAGAAUUAUCUUUUUAAAUGGAUCACCUUGUGGUGCGGAUAGUGUUUUUAUUAGCCUGUGUGUGCGUAGAUGUCUGUGUGAAGUACACCAUGUGAACAAGAGUGUGCGUUGCUAGAUUUGAGUGUGUGUGAAUGUGUGGGAAUGUGUGUGCACACACAGGAUGCCUACUGUCAGGCGUGAGGGCGAAGGGACGCCUGCUUUGUCAUUUUAUUCCCCCAUACCCAGUGACACACUGGAGCCUGCGCUCUCACCGAGCUCACCAAAGGGUCUCAUAAGGACACUGGUUAGCAAUUUACAGGCUCAUAUGACUGACAGGUCACCAGUAGUUUCAGAAAUGUUUGAGUUAAAUGAUUUGCUUUUGACUCAGAUUUGCUUCAAGCUGGAUUGCCAUUUGUGCUUGUGGAAUUCGAUAAUAGCCCAGUCUGUCUCCCUUUAUUGUACAGUGCCAUGAUACAUUCCACUUCAACUAAAGCACAGGACAUUUCAAAAGUGUUUUAAGAUAUUUCAGUUAUUGACUGUUUCCAAAUAUUUGUUUUUGGCAUAAAACUUUUUUUUUUUAAGUAUCAGCAAAAAGCAACUUUAUUCUGCUAUGGAGCCAAGCCACUCAUAUUAGCCCUGCAAUAAUGUCAGAAUACUAUGAGCCACAAUUGACAGUUACAUUAGCUCACUAAAUGUAUUCAAAUACAGUAGCAAUUCAGCAAUAUGUUAGAGAAAUUUCCAAAUUGAUUCAUGCAUUGUUAAGCGUGAUUUAUGGUUCUGCGGAGGCUCCACACAGAGCUUUCGCCGUAGCCUACGUAAGUGGCCUGAAGUUUAUACUUGUGCGUUAGUGUGUACGUCGAUCUCUUUAAGAGAAUAGCAGGGCCGGCAUGUGUAGGUGCAUGGGGAGUGUGUGGUAGAGUGAGUGAGCGAGUACCAGCUAUAGUGUCAUAGUGAGAGAAACAAAGUGUCUCCCCUGUGCUUUCUGACCACGGUGGGAAAUCUGUAGCAGGAAAAGUUAAC
Messenger RNA from Perca flavescens (yellow perch), 8035 nucleotides. RefSeq names its product plexin b2b (gene plxnb2b). Gene Ontology annotation, cellular component: semaphorin receptor complex; plasma membrane. Gene Ontology annotation, biological process: regulation of GTPase activity; positive regulation of axonogenesis; semaphorin-plexin signaling pathway. The transcript has 38 exons. Bases 999 to 6563 code for a protein of 1854 amino acids. Gene Ontology annotation, molecular function: semaphorin receptor activity; protein binding. NCBI's taxonomy places the organism in Eukaryota, Metazoa, Chordata, Actinopteri, Perciformes, Percidae. The record is from RefSeq and is a predicted model, not a curated record.